CAUCAUUUGAAUGCCGGGAGGCGGUCAUUGGUGAAUCAAGCUGUCUGCAGUAACGUCAGGAGAUUAGUGAAUCGCAGCUGGAAUGCGAGCUUGAUUCACAAAGGCAAGAGAGGGAGACAAAGCCACCGCGCAGAAGAUACGCACACCGGACUGCCACAUCCCGCACAGCCAUGAAGGGAGAGCAUUUAUUUGCCAACAUGAGAAGCGCUCCAUUCCUCCAGCGGGUUUACCUCUUGGGAGGGGAAGAGCUGGUAGUCCUGCAGUCCACCAUGGGAGAGUCCUCACUGGGAGACAGUUUCCAACAAAUCACCGACUUCAAUGAUCUCCCCACAUCCCUCUUUGCCUGCAACGUGGACCAGUCAGUAUUUGAAGACCAUGAGGGCAAGGAAAUGUUCGAAGCGCUCUUCCUCGCGUAUGAUGAGGGUGUGACGUUCCAGCAGUUUAAGAGCUUCCGACGUGUACGAAUCAAUUUCAGUAACCCCAAAGCGGCAGCCAGCGCUAGAAUAGAGCUGCACGAAACACCUUUCAGAGGAAAGAAACUUAAACUCUAUUUUGCCCAGGUGCAGAAUCCAGCAUCCGAAGGAGACAAUUUGCACCUGGCUCCUCCCCAGCCUUCCAAACAGUUCCUCAUCUCUCCUCCAGGCUCACCUCCAGUUGGCUGGCAACAGAUUGACGAGGCCACACCAGUUAUUAACUACGACCUGCUAUAUGCAGUUGCCAAGCUUGGCCCAGGUGAGAAGUUUGAGCUACAUGCAGGCACAGAGUCUACGCCCAGCGUGGUGGUCCACGUCUGUGACAGCGACACAGAUGAGGAGGAGGAACCAAAUAACAACCCUAAACCAAAAAUCAUCCAGACCCGACGCCCAGACCUGCCAGUCUCACACUGAACUCUACAGCUCCACACAGAGUCAGGAGGAUUUAUCCCCUCCACCAUCUCCUUCACAGGACCUCUGCCACCCUCCUUCAGAACCUUAUUAAACACACAAGCAGGGUCUGAGGGACUCUGAUCUGUGUUUCUCGUUCAGCACACACAUGUAUACAAUACUCAAUGUGCUGUCACACAAUUUUUUUUUAUGUUGCAAUAUUCUGUGUUAAAUAUGGCCGCUCUCUGUAACUCUUUCCCAAUCUGACUCUGUUGUAAUGUCAUCUGAUCACCAGUUAGAGGCAGCAUGUACCCGUCCCUGCUCUCACCUACAUUUCUGAUUGGCUCCUGGGCCGUGGCACAUGAAUAGUGUCAGAUGUGCCUACUGGCUGAUAGCUGGCCACUUGGCUUUGCUCUUGCACCACAACUAUGUACCAUUUGUACCCAGCAAGCCAUUAAUAAUAUUACGUUCUUCAUAAGGGCAUGCUAGCCACUAAAUGUGGCUAAACACCAGCGCUGCAUGUGGCAACCCUAGAAAUAUAUCUUGCCUAACAAAUUUCUGUCAAUUAACCCUAAUAUGGCAAAAACAGUUCACUUUUGCAUAGCAAAAAGUGCAGACCGCAAGAAUCGUUCUCUUCAGGCCAGUGCAUGUUCUGGUAGCAAACUGUACGUUAUUAUUUCCCGCUGUGUAUAAUUGUCUAUGUGUCUCGCCAACAGUGUUCUUACAGAAAAACGAUGCUUUUCCGAAUGAUAAGCUGACAUUUUGAUCGCACCUUUCAAUGGAACCUAUAUGAGUUGCUUCCUCAAUGUGAAUAUUUUUUGUCGUGCUUGUGCCCUUUUCGAGACGGAAACCUUAAACCUAACUUUUUUUCUGUAAGCUCCCACUACAGAUUAAUGACAUCAGUGGGUAAUCAGAUGUCAUUUAAUGAAAUCCGUAUUAUGCAUGGUUACUCGUUUCUAGAAUUUAAUGUAGUUGUCCCAAAUCCAUAGCUCUCCUCGUUGUCUGUGAGAGUUCAUUCGCACACAAAUUCAUUUUGGAU
Sinocyclocheilus rhinocerous is the source of this 1902-nucleotide messenger RNA. RefSeq names its product regulator of calcineurin 2 (gene rcan2). The record is from RefSeq and is a predicted model, not a curated record. NCBI's taxonomy places the organism in Eukaryota, Metazoa, Chordata, Actinopteri, Cypriniformes, Cyprinidae. The coding region runs from base 171 to 887 and encodes 238 amino acids. The transcript is spliced from 5 exons. Gene Ontology annotation, molecular function: calcium-dependent protein serine/threonine phosphatase regulator activity; nucleic acid binding. Gene Ontology annotation, biological process: calcium-mediated signaling. Gene Ontology annotation, cellular component: cytoplasm; nucleus.